This is a messenger RNA of Drosophila ananassae, 472 nucleotides long. RefSeq lists its product as uncharacterized. The record is from RefSeq and is a predicted model, not a curated record. The transcript has a single exon. NCBI's taxonomy places the organism in Eukaryota, Metazoa, Arthropoda, Insecta, Diptera, Drosophilidae. Bases 48 to 263 code for a protein of 71 amino acids.
GUAACAAAAUUGUCGUUAUAAGGUUAUUGCAUUAUAAAAUCAGUAAUAUGACCGAUCCGUGGCAGGAGUUUGGCAUGCACAGCAGCUCAAGGACCAGAAAGCAUGCAAAAAUAUUGCAGGCUAAGAAACGUGUGGCCAGAUGUAGGAAAAAAUUUAGGAAAAACCAAGAGAUUCUAAUGGAGCUCCAUUUAAGGAAUCGUAUAAAAAAGUUUAUCAUCGAACAUCUCGAACACAAAUUGGGAAUGUUAAAGGGAAAGGCCUAAAAUAUUGAAACAGAUCUACAAAACAAUAGAAAGGAUUUCAAUAUUUCAGAUUUAUUUCUUUGAUUCUUGUUUCUGCCAUUUAGUGUGCCAAAUAGUUUCUGAAGGACCCUAAAAAAACAUACAGAGAAUCUGUGAUAAAGUUUUGAUACGCCAGUUACCACAAAAUUAUUUUCAAACUCAGCUCAAUAAAAAUCAAAGCCACUAAGGAA